AUGUGUUUCACGAGCUUCGUGAGGAUUUAUCUCUCUCUUGUGUUGUUGGAUUGUUAUUGGACAUCGGUUUUGGGACAGCUCUCCUACACGGUUUCUGAGGAGGUGAACAUCGGGACGUUUGUGGGAAACAUUGCCAAAGAUUUGACUCUUACCAUGCAAGAAUUGCAGUCUCGAAAAUUUCAAGUUAUUUCUGGAACAAAACGGAAAUAUUUUGAGGUAAAUCUUAAGACCGGUGUCUUAUUCGUUAACGAAAGAAUAGACCGCGAGGAGCUCUGCGGUGACGAGACCAAAUGCUCACUAAAUGUAGAGGCGGUGAUGAACAACCCACUUAAACUGUACAGGAUUGAAUUUACAAUAUUAGACGUGAAUGACAAUGCCCCUUCGUUUAGUAGCAAAUCACAAAUUAUAAACAUAACUGAAACAAAUACAUUACCGGGGGUCAAAUUCCCACUGAAAUUAGCCUAUGACGCAGACGUGGGCAAGAACGACAUUCACAGCUACAGGCUUAGUCAAAGUGAAUAUUUUUCUCUUACAUCUCACCAAGGAGCUGCUGUAACUACAGAACUGGUCCUACAGAAAAUUUUAGACCGUGAAAAGCAGUCAACUAUCAGGCUCACUUUAACUGCUGUUGAUGGAGGAACGCCCGCAAAAUCAGGCACAACUGCCAUCAUCAUUAAUGUCUUAGAUGUAAAUGACAACGCCCCUGUGUUCAGUAAAAACUUAUAUAAAACUACUGUUCAUGAAAAUGUCCCAGUAGGAACUUCUAUUAUCACAGUAAAUGCUACAGAUAUAGAUGAAGGAAUAAACGGAGAGAUUGUGUAUUCAUUUAUAGAUCUUGAACAGAAUAAACGGACCGAUGUAUUUGCCAUUGACGAAAAAACAGGAACUGUGACGAACAUAAAAAACAUAGACUUUGAGGAGAAUUCAGCAUUUGAGGUCAGAGUCCAGGCCCGUGAUAAAGCGACGUCUCCAAUGAGUUCGCACGCAAAGAUUUUGAUCGAAGUAUUAGAUGUAAAUGACAACGCGCCCGAAAUCUCUGUCACGUCUCUGUUAGACACGGUCAAAGAAGACGCGACUGUGGGCACCGCCAUUGCGCUGGUUUCAGUCUCUGACAGAGAUGGAGGUAAAAACGGUCAAGUCCAGUGUCGUAUAAACAAUAAUGUCCCCUUUAAACUUGAAACUAAUUAUAAAAAUUACUAUUCACUGGUGGUGAACGGUCCUUUAGACAGAGAAAGUACUCGUCAGUAUAAUAUUAGCAUUUCUGCCAUUGAUGAAGGCAGCCCACCUCUGACCAGCACGAGCCUUAUAACUGUGCACGUGUCAGAUGUGAAUGACAACAGUCCCGUGUUCACAGAAAGUCUCGUAAACAUUUAUCUAAAGGAGAACAGUGCUGUGGGAUCAGUCAUUAAAACAGUAACAGCAGAUGACGCUGACGUAGAUCAAAACGGUCACGUGACCUAUUCCCUCUUAAAACAUCCGGGUGAGUCUGUGCACCUGUCCACGAUGGUGAAUAUAAACUCAGAGACAGGAGACAUAGUGACGUUACAGACUUUUAACUUUGAGGAGCUUAAAACGUUUCAGUUUAAGGUCCAGGCCACAGACUCUGGUGUCCCUCCGCUCAGCAGCAACGUGACUGUGAACGUUUUUAUUCUGGAUGAAAAUGACAAUAGCCCCUCGAUCCUGGCGCCCUAUUCUGAGCACGGCUCCGUUAACAGUGAGAGCAUCCCCUAUUCCGCUGAAGCGGGCUACUUUGUGGCAAAGAUCAGGGCUGUAGACGCAGACUCUGGGUACAACGCGCUGCUUUCUUAUCACCUGUCUGAGCCCAAAGGGAACAACCUGUUCCGGAUCGGGACCAGCAGCGGAGAGAUCCGCACCAAGAGGAGGAUGAGUGACAAUGACCUGAAAAGUCACCCCUUGGUGGUGCUGGUGUGUGAUAACGGAGAGCCCUCCCUGUCCGCCACUGUGUCUAUUGAUGUAGUGGUGGUGGAGAGCACAGCGGACAUUCAGACUCAGUUCAGACAUGUGCCCAUAAAGGAGGAGAGCUUCUCGGAUUUAAACCUGUACCUGCUCAUCGCCAUUGUGGCGGUGUCAGUCAUCUUUCUGCUCAGUCUCAUCACGUUAAUAGCAGUCAGAUGUCACAGGACAGAGAGCUCUUUCAACAGGUACAGCGCCCCCAUGAUCACCACCCACCCUGACGGGAGCUGGUCCUACUCCAAAUCCACUCAGCAGUAUGACGUGUGCUUCAGCUCAGACACACUCAAGAGCGACGUAGUGGUUUUCCCCGCACCGUUUCCUCCUGUAGAUGCAGAACUGAUCAGUAUUAACGGAGGAGACACUUUCACCAGGACACAGACUUUACCUAAUACAGACAAGGUAAGAAACUAA
Boleophthalmus pectinirostris (great blue-spotted mudskipper) is the source of this 2385-nucleotide messenger RNA. Its product is annotated as protocadherin alpha-5-like. The transcript has a single exon. Bases 1 to 2385 code for a protein of 794 amino acids. Gene Ontology annotation, cellular component: plasma membrane. Gene Ontology annotation, molecular function: calcium ion binding. NCBI's taxonomy places the organism in Eukaryota, Metazoa, Chordata, Actinopteri, Gobiiformes, Gobiidae. Gene Ontology annotation, biological process: homophilic cell-cell adhesion. The record is from RefSeq and is a predicted model, not a curated record.